This is a messenger RNA of Orbicella faveolata, 802 nucleotides long. RefSeq lists its product as uncharacterized. Lineage: Eukaryota; Metazoa; Cnidaria; Anthozoa; Scleractinia; Merulinidae. The record is from RefSeq and is a predicted model, not a curated record.
UUUACUUCAUGGCAUCGCGUCCAUAAAAUGCGAUAUCAGUGAUUCAACGAAUACAUGAAAUUAAUUUUCUCUUCAGUCACAAGGUUUCUACCAUUAUCAGCUGAAAGCUUUAACUUAAAGCAUGGUUUUUGGAAACGAAUUCCACGAAAAUACGAGACGCCGGCAAUUCAAGACAAGCCACAGUGUUGAAAGUUUAACAUCAGGAAGUAGCGAUGGGGAAUCCCUUUCACCAAGGUUCUUUCGCGAAAGGAAAAACCCAUUAAAAAGGGCAAAAUCCUUUCAUGAGAUUAUCUACGAAAUGAGCUCAAGUACAAAGAAGUUAGAGGAAGAAACCUCGGGACUUUUGCGCGAUAUGGAAAGUCUACGUCAUCAGAACCAAAGCACAGGUAAACGGCUCCAGCGUCUGCAAAAAGUGUCAGGCGCCAUGAAGGAACAGCUACAGGCCUUCACUCCUUUGCGGUCAGUAAGUCAACGACAUCUCGACAGCAUCACAAGCGCCAAUGGCUAUGGAAAGAGAAACUGUCACUCGUCGGAAAAUCUGCAGACUGAAACUUGAUGUCCUGCAGACGUCGAGCUUGAGUCAACUCCGGAGUUGAGAGGAGACUUAAGAAGAAAAAAAAGAAGGCAAUGCAGUUUCCAUUACAAAUCAUAAGAAUCGGUUACGAAAUUCAGUUUGACAAGACUUUUGAAAUAUAACUGCGCAAAGGAAACCAGUCGUAAACAUGCCGGUCCCUAAAUAUAAACGGCUGAUAAAUAUGUAACACUGUAAGUGCACAAUAAAGCGACCUGUUUGUACCUCGUA